Molecule: messenger RNA, 1085 nt
Organism: Bursaphelenchus okinawaensis
Lineage: Eukaryota; Metazoa; Nematoda; Chromadorea; Rhabditida; Aphelenchoididae
Source: the annotation of a GenBank genome assembly
AUGCUGCCAAACCGCCGCCGCUCCACCCUCAGCCAAAAGGAGGAACUCGUCCCGGGCCUAAACGGUAAGAACAAUUCCCUAACCCCCAUUUUCCGGUCGAUUCCUUGAAUUAAGAGCGACUGGACGCGGGAUUGACCCAUGAAAGUUGAUUGGAUUAACUGGAAUGGGUAGUUGACUGGACUAAUAGCUUGGACUGCGCGCUUGCUUUUGCUCUCUCUCUGUUUCUACACUUAUGAUGGCGGGCUUGGUAGAGCAAAUGACUACCAGAUGGCUCAACCAUGUACAUUAUAAAGGUCUACAUUAGAACGCAAAUCAAUCAAUGGACAAGACCAAGUCAAACACUACAAUCAAAAAUGACAUUACUUAAAAUCCAUGUAAUCCUAAUCGACCAAAAAAAUCUACCGUACACAGAGAGAGACAAACAAAAAGCGCUAAUAGGGGCGUCGUAAGUAUUGUUAAGCAACAACUAUAAAAGUACUAAUGUCCUCUUCUCGUUUCAGCUGCUAUUAAACGAAAUUUCAAGAACUAUGCCGAUUGCCUAGAUAUUCAGGAUCAGCGCUAUCUCUGCGAGUUCUUGAGGCUUCGUGGUGACGAUGUCCGUCCAAACGCUGAAGCUUUCGCUGCUGUACUACGAGAUAUUGAACUGAUGGAGACAAUCAAAGAAAUGACUGCUGCUGCACUGUUUGAGUCUGGCGCUGACGACAAGAUGGCUGACUUUUGUUUGGAGGUAAGAGGACAAUGAUUUUUUUUAAAUUUUUUAAAAAUUUAAUUUUUUUUAAUUAAAAAAAACUUUCUAGGCUUAAAUGUGACUUUUUACUUUAAAAGAUUAAAAUUUCCAUUUUCAGUUGAUCGACAUGACUCCUCAGCUUGUUGUCCUCCGUAAGCUCAGGCUAACCGAAGAUAUUGACGAAGAAGUCAUGACCUCGCUACUGGAAGAGUUCAUGGACCUCGGAAUCAAAUACAUGAACUUGAAUGAGAAAGACAAGCAGAGGUUGAAGAUGAUUGGCCCUAAGGUCCGGCCGCUGUUCUUGGACUUUGGCUUUGCUAGUAGCAUCAAAUUCUUGUUGGAGCACUUUGAACGAUAG